Molecule: messenger RNA, 3779 nt
Organism: Saccostrea echinata
Lineage: Eukaryota; Metazoa; Mollusca; Bivalvia; Ostreida; Ostreidae
Exons: 2
Coding region: 426-1427 (333 amino acids)
Biological process (GO): positive regulation of DNA-templated transcription
Cellular component (GO): nucleoplasm; chromatin
Molecular function (GO): ubiquitin-protein transferase activity; protein binding; zinc ion binding
Source: RefSeq, a predicted model, not a curated record
UCGGAUGGUUGAUUAAAUUUUUUUUCUUAAACUAAAUGAAUAAAUUUUACAAAAUGUAAUGCAUUGAAAUAUGAAAAUUAAAGAAGUCUAGACCCAGUAAAGUGUAAAAUGAUUUUAAAUCUGAAUUUAAAGAAAGAUCUACAGGUGUAUGAUUUACACAUUUAUUGAUUUUUGUCACAUUGAAUUAGCUGCUAUUUAUGCAGUGUAUAUUUUCAUUCUGGUUUUAUUGUCAUGGGAGAUUUAAAGUUACCUUGUUUUUAAUGAUAAUUUGACAGUGUGCACCUUCAAGCUAUCUUAUCAUUGCACGUCUUGUCAAUUUGGAACACAAGUAUGAGUUUAAAAUCCAAUAUGCUUAAUAGCGCAUAUAGCUACCUAACUUUUGUCUCAUUUCUAGGUCAUAGAUAGGUAGACAACAUUCAACAAACAUGGCAGCUAGUAAACUAAAAUAUCCACUGGGCUCUCCUCAGGAGCAUAUUGAAAUGUGUAAAACCCAUGGUUUACCUAUUGAUGUUAUAUGUGAGGACUGUGAUGAAUUCAUUUGUAAUAAGUGUGCCAAAACAGAUCAUAGAGAUCAUGACUGGAACACUCUACCCACAGCAGCCACCAAAAGAAGGAGAGGUCUACUUAAAUUUCUGAGGAAGAUUAAGGAAGAAGAAUUGCCAGGUAUCGAUGAGAAGCUAAAGAAGAUGUCAAAAAAGAUCAAAGCAAAUGAAGAAGUGUGUGACUCUGAGAUUAAAAAGCUUCAGAAGCAUUAUAAUGAGAUAAUGGCCCGGAUGACAAAUAUCAAGGAACAUAAGGAACAACAAUUUAGAGAGAAUUUGAAGAAAAGCAUUGAAAAGUUGGAUGUUGCAAAAUCUGAGUUAAACAAAAAGAAGAAAGAAAUUGCUGACAUAGUUAAGUUCAUGGAGGAAAACAACAGUACCAUGUCAGAUUACGGCUUGAUUGACAACCACAAAGAACUGACACAACUGCUGUCAGGUCUGGAUGUUGAUAUGAAGAAUAUUACACCAUCAGUGAGAUACAGUAAAGGAGAAGUCAGUGAUGUGGUACUGGAGAACUUAAUUGGAAAGUAUUGUGAUUUAGAUGAUAUCAGUUUGACUGAAACAAGCUCAUUCAAAUAUGGAGAGGAAGCAGUAAUUUUGUUGAGGGCAUUGUGUGAAGAUCAGUGUUACAUAAAACAAUUAGAGACAGAUUACAUUGAACAAGUAAACAAAGAAGGGGAGAAAAAGCAUCAAUAUAAUAUCACUGCUAAUGACAUGUGUGUGACUGAUACUGGUGAUGUUUAUUUUACUGAUUUUAGUAACAAUACCAUCAGUUGUCUGUCACCAUCAGGAUCUGUCUCUACAGUCAUCAGUACAGAUCCACUGGCACCAAUAGGAAUCUGUCAGUCAGUGGAUGGUGGACUACUGGUUACGCAAGUGAGUUAAGGCUAGAUAUAGGCAUUUCUAUGCAAAUAAACUAAUUAAAAUGCCUAAGGACUAUAUCUUUUUUACAGAGAAAAUUAAAACUUAUUGUCUAAUACAUACUUGGUACCCACGACAUGAGAUAGCCAGUACGCAUUAUGACGUCAUAUUAUGACGUCAGUGUUCUUUACUACACAAGAUUAUAAUGGAUAUCAACAAAAAUGCUUCGGCGCAAGGGCAUGCUCUAUUUUAUUUAGCUGAAACAAGGUAUAUUUAGACGCAAAAUAUUCCAAUGUUUUCUGGUAUUGCUGCACAAAUAUCAACAGCUCAGUUGUAUAAUAUCUAUUUGUAAAGUUUUAAGUUGAAUUGGGGUAAAAAUGUACAGUCCGGUAUCAGUUUCUUCAAAUUCCGAUCAAAUGAGAAAAUGUCUAGGAUUUGUGCAGCAGUUUUAUUAAUCUAUAGAAUAUCCUUAUUAGCAUUAUACAAUUUUUAUAUAAAAAUAAAUAGGGUAAUCUCUUGCGCCGAGGCCGUUUUGUUGAUGUGUUAUAUUACCUCCAGUAGGUAAGAUCAGUGACGUCAUAAUAUGACGUCAUAAUGUGCACUGGCUAUAACAUCUCGUGGGUACUAAGUAUGCAUAAGAAAAUAAAUCAAAACAUUCUUUGAAUAAUAAAUAUACAUCUUACGCGUUUUUAUUUAGCUCAUUUGCAUAGAAACGCCUAUACCUAGCCUUAACUCACAUGCGUACCUUGAGAGACAAUGAAUCAGAUCGUUACAAAUUAGAGUCACACAGUAGAAGUUUGGUGAGACACAUCAAAGUGACAGGUGAUGUCAUCCAUGAGUUUGAGUACCAGGAGGACGGUCAGACUAGACUGUUUACAUAUCCAUUCAGUGUCACACAGAACAGCAACAGUGAUAUCUGUGUUGUGAACCGUACAAAUCCCACUGCAGGUGAACUAGUGAUUAUGUCUACUUCUGGUCGUAUGAAGUCUGUUUACCGUGGACGAAACCUGACAGAGGACUUUUGGCCAGGUAUUGCAGUGUGUGACUCCCUCUGUAACAUUCUUGUUACUGACAUGAACGAUAUACAGAUCCAUUUGCUGAGUCCUGACGGUGAAUUUUUUAAGUUUUUACUGACAGAAAAUGAAAUGUACCAUCCAACCAGAUUAUCACUGUACAAGUCUACGCUGUGGGUAGGAAAUAUGGAAGGGCUUGUCAAAGUGUUUCAUUACACAAUGUAAAAUCUGACAAAGAGCUUUAGUCCAGAUGUCGUAAUGUGUGACUCUUUCUGUAGCAUCCUUGUUACAGAACCACCUCACAACCAAAUCCAUCUGCUGAUUCCUGACGGGGAAUUUUUGAAAUUCUUACUGACACAGAAUGAAGUGAACCAUCCAGUCAGAUUAUCAUCAUACAAGUCUACACUGUGGUCGGAAAACAAUAAAGGGCUUGUCAUAGUGUUUCAAUACCGAGUGUAAAAUUUAAUACAUGUAUAUUACAUAAAUUUUAUUGGAGAUUAAGUCAGAUGUGUUGAUUAUGUUUUAAUAAGAGUUUUCAAAAAGCCUGGUUCUGCAUGGCCAGGACACGGACACGGAAUCAGAGUCUGAAUGUGAGGAACCCUUGCACACAGAAAACGGUGUGGAGGCACGGAAUCCGUGUCCCAGGGAGACAGUUUUUAACUCAAGCGGAUUUUGCUUCAAUCUAUUUGUUUAUACCUCAAGUCUUUUUACUGAGCAUGCUCAAUCAUAACUUCCUUAAAUUUAUUUGAAUAUCGAAUUGGAGGGAUAAAUGGUCAUGAGCUAAGAAUGUUUCUUUUUUACUCUUGUUUUUGUUUUAGAAUUGUAAUGCAUCAAUAGUACUAAUAUGUAGAGCUAUUUAUUGUGAACAAUUUCUAGUGUGAUGGAUUUUUUAAGAAGGUUAAUUUAGAUUAACUUAGACUGUAUGAAGUAGAUCUUUUGAAUUGAUACAGAUAUGGUUAAGAAUUUCAUACUUUUAAUUAACUUACGUUUGUGCCAUUUAUUCUCUUAAACAAUUUGCUAUGCAUUGCAUGUAUCUUGUCGAUGUAUUUAACUCAAUUUUAGAUUAUAUUCAGAAGUAUAUAUCCAUUAUAACCAGUAUUAUUGUAAUUUUCAAAGGUUGUAUAAUUGUAUAAUAUUGUAAUAAGAGACACAUUCACAAGUAUUAUUUUAAUAGGUAAGUCCUGUUCCUACAAUGUGAUUAAAAGUUGAUGUUCUUGGUAGUGUCUACUCAAAGGAAGAAUUGUUGGAAAAUGUUGAUGGGAAUUUGGGUAAACAAUUAUUGUCUCAUGUAUGAAGCACUUGUUUAUGUAAUGGAAUAUGAGAUUCAUAGAUGUCAAAAAUAAAAGGCACCAAGUUUUAAUAA